AUGACUGCAACUGUUCCUACUGUCGCUCGUACGGUGGUUCUUCAGAACUACGUCUCAGAAAAGCAUGGCCCAGACCUCUCUGCAUCACCUUCUGGCACCUUUGCCGUCAAGGAGGUUCCCAUUCCCAACUCCAUUCCAGAGGAUUCUCUUCUCAUUCAAACAAUCUAUCUCUCUAAUGAGCCGGGGCUCCGUCUCUUACUACAAGACUCUAUAAAGUUUGGACGUGCCGAGCUGGCCCCGAUUCCCCUCGGGUCACCCGUUAUGUGGCCUGCAGCGAUCGGUCGCAUUGUGCAAGUUGGUGGCAACGAAACGAACGGACAGCAUAAGGUCGGCGAUAUUGUGCAGAUAUUACAGUCUUACUGGGCAGAUUAUGUUGUUGUGAAGAAAGACAUGGUUAAGCUGAGAAAAGAAAUACGCGGUGUCCCCAUCAGUGCACAUUUAGGCAACCUUGGAGUAUCUGGUGCUACAGCAUAUUGGGCAUUGAAAGAUGUGCUGAAGCCUAAGGAGUCCCAUACACUCGUCGUAAGCGGGGCUGCUGGAGCCGUUGGGAACGUGGCCCUCCAGUUUGCCAAGAAAGUCAUAGGAGUCAAGCGUGUCGUCGGAAUUGCUGGCACUGACGAGAAAUGCAAGUGGCUGAAGAGUAUCGGAGCGGAUGACGCCGUUAAUUAUAAAAGCCCGACAUUUGUUGAAGACCUGAAGAAAGUAACCCCCGACAAGGUUGACUUAUUCUUUGAUAACGUUGGCGGAUCGAUUUUGGACGACGUGAUGAUGCGUAUGAAUCCUCACGGUGCCAUAUGUAUCGUUGGAAGAAUGGCUCAUAUGAAAGACCCACAGGGACCAGUCGUCGUGCGUAACUACGGGCAAAUACUCGUCAACAGGUUGUCACUGGAGGGUUUCACGCUCUUUGACUACGUCGAUCGUAUCGACGAGGCCGAAGAGGCACUUACUUCGGCGGCGGCCUUGGGCAAGCUUGUGUUGAAUAGUGCGGAAACUAUUGUUGACGUCCACGGAAACGUCGAAGAGAUACCGAGGGUUUGGAAUGGGUUGUUCACAGGCACGAACACUGGAAAGCUGAUUACGAAGUUAGCAGACUGA
This is a messenger RNA of Fomitiporia mediterranea MF3/22, 1095 nucleotides long. Its product is annotated as NAD-binding protein. The coding region runs from base 1 to 1095 and encodes 364 amino acids. NCBI's taxonomy places the organism in Eukaryota, Fungi, Basidiomycota, Agaricomycetes, Hymenochaetales, Hymenochaetaceae. The record is from RefSeq and is a predicted model, not a curated record. The transcript has 5 exons. Gene Ontology annotation, molecular function: oxidoreductase activity, acting on the CH-CH group of donors, NAD or NADP as acceptor.